AAAAAGUGCAUUUGCCUGAAGUUAGCUCUGAAAAUACAAUUCAACAACCCAGCUUCAGAUUUUGCACGAAAAAUCCCAGUGAUUAAUUCAUUUCAGACCAGAAGACGAUGAUGAUGAUGAUGAAGAGAAGAGCUUCUUCUGCGGUGAUUGCUUCCAUUGCUCAGUCCGAGGAAGCAGCUGCUUCGUUAGGUACUGCUGCUACAGUUAGUUGUACUGCUCUUGCUUUAUUUCUCUCUGCAUUCCCAAGCCCUAAACCUCAAUUAGCUUUUUACUCUGCUAGUAGUAGUAAAAUUAGGUCGUCUUCUGGAAAAGCUCUGAAAUUACAAUCGGAAUUGAGGAAUGAUAUUAUUAAUAUAAACAGUCUCGAUGAUGCUCUGAGCUUAUACAAGCAGAUGGCUCGGAUGAGUCCUCUGCCUUCCGUUAUUGAUUUCACUCAAUUGCUGGACCGUAUUGUUAAGAUGAAGAAUCAUUAUUCUUCAGUUAUUUUCCUUUUUAGAGAUAUGUGUGUCAAGGGCAUUCCUGUUGAUGAGUACACCCUUACUAUAGUGAUUAAUUGUUACUGCCUCGUGGGCCGAGUGGAUUUGGGGUUUACUGUGUUGGCUGGCUUCUUUAAGCGUGGCAUUAUGCCCAAUGUAUUCACAUUCAAUACUCUACUCAAAGGACUCUUUCAAAAACAUAGGGUUCCCCAGGCACAAGAAUUGUUCAAAAAGAUAAUAUAUGAAAAGCUUUGUGAGCCCGAUGAAGUUACAUUUGGGAUUGUGAUACAUGGACUUUGUGAAGAGGGAAACACUCGAACAGCCAUUGACUUGCUCAGAGCAUUGGAAAAACAAGGAAGAUUUUGUAAACCUAAUACAGUUAUGUACAACGCUAUCAUUGACACCUUGUGCAAGGAUAAAAUGGUCGAUGAAGCUCUUGCCCUCUUCCAGGAGAUGAUUGAAAAGAGCAUACCCCCAAAUGUUGUCACUUACAGUUCUUUGAUUCAGGGUUUGUGCAAUUUAAGCAAAUGGAAGGAGGUUAAAGAGCUUUUCUCUGAGAUGAAGGAUUAUAAAAUUGUUCCAGAUGUUUUUACUUUUAGUAUAGUGGUGGAUGCUCUGUGCAAGGAAGGAUAUGCAGAAGAUGCUGAAGAGGUGGUGCGUAUCAUGAUUCAGCAAGGUCAGAAUCCCGACCUCGUCACAUACAAUUCCUUAAUGGAUGGGUACUGUUUACAGCACCGAAUAGAUGAAGCAAGGAGAGUUUUUGAUAUGAUGGUUGCUGGCAGCCUUACUCCGAAUCUCCAUAGCUAUGCUAUUCUAAUAAAUGCCUAUUUCAAGAACAAGGAAGUGGAAGCAGCCAUGAAUCUCUUCCAUGAGAUUCGACAUAAAGGUUUAACUCCUAAUAUCGUUGUUUAUAGCACUGUCCUGCAAGGGUUAUUUAGUGCAGGAAGGUAUCCUAUUGCACAAAAAAUUUUUGAUGAGAUGCAAGCUGCUGGCAUGAAGCCUGAUUUUUACACUUACUGUGUGGUGUUGGAUGGAUUGUGCAAGACUGGACAUGUCGAUGAAGCAUUACAAUUAUUCCACGCAAUGGAAGCUGAUGGAAUAGAUAUUUGUAUAAAAAUGUACAAUAUUAUCCUUGAUGGGUUGUGCAAAAGCAGUAGGCUCGUUAGUGCUCGAGGUCUUUUCAAUAAGCUCUCCCUCAAAGGAUUGGACCCUGAUGUCAAAACAUACACCAUAAUGAUUGCUGGCCUACUUUUAGAAGGUUUCAUCUCUGAAGCUAAAGAGCUUUUUGAGAAAAUGGAAGAGAGUGGUUGCCAGGCAGAUAGUGUUAUGUACAAUGUAAUUCUGCAGGAACUCCUUAAAGGGGGCCAUUAUGAUGACGCAAUAGUCUAUCACGAAGAAAUGGUUCGUAAAGGUUUCUUGAUGGAUUCAACUACUUUUUCCAUUUUGCUUGAUUCAUCUGCUGGAAAACAGAACAAUCCUUCUCUACUUAUGUCGAUGCUGAAGAUUGAUCCAGAUAGCAUGAAGUUCGGGGAUGCAGGAUAUAGAGGACCUUCACAUUAGUUGCAACUUUUUGAUCCUGCUAAUGUUUGGCCCCUAAACUUUAAUUUGCUAGAACUAACAUUAUUUGAGUUCACUUUUGAACUGGGCUUUGGAGGAGCUAUGUUGGUCAUAUUUUGUGGAAUCUCUCAAAGAUCUUGAGUCCUGGUGAAGAAGCCAAAGUCCCUCGGAAAGUCCAAUUGAUAAGUGUUGCAGUUUACAGAAAUCUGCUGCUGUUAAUUGGAUUGCUAACACUUCUUCUGAGAGACUUCUUGUUUAUCCUUUCAUGGAGAACCUCCAUGUGGCAUAUCACUUUAGAGAACCAACACUAGUGGAGUCAUACAACUACAGAGUACAUGAAACAGAGCCUGUCAAGUGUCGUUUCACUCAAGCUAAGAGGCCAAGGUGGAGUAGACAAUUAAGUGGCCUCUACAUAUAAGACGGGUGAAGUAGAGCUCGCUAUUCUCCACUGGAGGGGAGCUAAAACCCCUCUGGAAAAGCAUGAGCUAUUUAGACCAAAGAGCAUGAGCUUUUGUACUCCUCUGUAAUGAUGUGGGAAGCAAUGACACAAGUAAAAGGUAUGAGCAGGAUGAACUGGCAGCAAUGAUGGUAAAAGUUGGGGGGAGAGAAGAGAGAAGAGGGCCCCUGUUUUGUACAAGUUGUUGCAAUGUAACAUUCGCAACCUCUUUGAAAGCAAUAUUAAGCCAUUGCUUGAAGUAAUAUUGGUGUACUAAAAGGCGUGGGUUGCAUUCUAGAAUUGAAAAUAAUGUAGACUUUGCCCUACAUUAUGUGCUUUUACCUUGAUGCUUACAUUCUGUUGAGCUGCUAUUGAUUUUCCUGCAACGAUCAAACCUUAUUGCUGAUCCUUCAUAUCUGGUUCUUGUUGUCUUUACAGGUUUAUAUAUUUUGCAAAGCUGUUUUGGAUGCUAUUUAUUUUCUCACUUUGCUGCAUUUUCCUGAUUAAAUUUAGAAGAAGCCUUUUUUUUUUUGUGGUGUGUGUACUAGUUUGAUUUUUUUUUUUUUUUUUUAAUUUUUUGCUGUCUGUGUGAUUUAUAUUGCAUUUUUAGUCACUUGUUCUUACACAUAAGUCUUGGGUGAUUAGAUCAUGUUUUCAGAGGAAGGUAUGUCUAUGACAUGAGCUUAUGAACAAAGUAUGGUUAGGAACUAAAGCUAUGGUUUAUUAGUUGCUUGUAGUUACUGCUAAGCUGGAUUAUUUUCACAUGCCAUCAUAUUAAUCUGCAAGAGAAUGCUCUUUGAGUCUUAUGAAUCGAGAGAUUUAGUGGGAUUUUUUCCCCUCAUUUUACUGCUUGACACGUUAAUUUUACUGCCUAUGGAAUAUGGGUGCUCAUUUUUUAUUAACUGUUUUCUGGUAUAUGAGAUGCAGGUUUUAUAGAAUUUGAAAACAGCAAAUGAAAGGCAGGGCUAAUCUGUUGUGGAGCUGGGGGUGCGAUUGUCUUAUGCUGUAUGACACAAGGUUGGUUGUGUACAAACUAUCUUCUGAAGAAAAGGACGUGAUAUAUCUGAGAGCAAAUGGUGAUACUGAUGGUCAUCCACAUUGCGUUACAGGCCCUGCAGCCAGGAUAAAGUUCCAAUCAAGGAUCUCAAUGGUGGCACUAUUGCAUAAAUUUGAUAGGGCUCUUAAUCGAGCAACCAAGAAGGGUAUUUUGGGGACUUCAGUUUUGGGGUGGUAACAAAAAGAAGUAAAUCAAUGAAAAAACCUAAUUCCACCCAAAAAAGGGAGAUCUGCCCAAUUUUUCAAACCUCUGUACAAAAAUGACUGCAAUUAAAUGCAUCUGAGGAGUUGGGACAAAGCAGGCUCAAGCUCAACUAGCGAUUGAGUUUUAAACAUCGUCGUCGUUGGCUCAAAUGGUUCAAAAAGAGGAAGCUUGAUUAAUGAAGGAAAUGAGGAAUACUACAACGGAGACAAAAUUGUGUGAUGCCACUGUUUUGAACAAUGUGGAAUUGUGAUUGCAUGUAUGGAGGCAAGCCCAUCAAGAAGGUUUCAUGGAUGCAGAAAUUAUGGGGUAAUUUUUUGUGUGUGCUAAGUUUAGGAUUUGUUGAAAUAUUGGUUGAAUUGUGACUAUGAAAUGGUAGUGAAUGCAGAAACAUGGUGCCCAUAAAUGUUUUUUGUGGUAUGAUCUACCCAUACCCCAAAAAAUGAAGAUUAUAAUGGACGCAAUUUUGAGAGACUUGAGAAGUGUUGAGAGAGAAAAUGCAUAAUUGAAGAUUGAAAUCAACAAGUUGAAGGCUAAAGUGAAAAUAUUGUUUUUGGCUUGUGUCUGUUGCUGCAUUUUGGUUCUUGUUAUACUUGGAGGUAAGCAAAGCAAGGUUUGCUAGAAUUGAAGAUGUUGCACUUGUUUUGGACACUGUAUAAAACUUUGCGGUUCAUAUGUUCUGGAAGUUGUAAUGCCAUACUUUUAAAAUGAAGUAAUUCCUGACCUUUCAUCUAGGUAAUGAUAAGUUUUGGAUUUGGAUUGUUCAGUAUUUGUAAUAGUUAUGAGUUCGAAGUUUAGUUAAGAAAGUUUUUGGUGACAAUUUCAAUGUA
Molecule: messenger RNA, 4557 nt
Organism: Coffea arabica (coffee)
Lineage: Eukaryota; Viridiplantae; Streptophyta; Magnoliopsida; Gentianales; Rubiaceae
Molecular function (GO): protein binding
Source: RefSeq, a predicted model, not a curated record